Molecule: messenger RNA, 1740 nt
Organism: Myripristis murdjan (pinecone soldierfish)
Lineage: Eukaryota; Metazoa; Chordata; Actinopteri; Holocentriformes; Holocentridae
Product: cephalotoxin-like protein
Exons: 2
Coding region: 100-1740 (546 amino acids)
Source: RefSeq, a predicted model, not a curated record
UCUCUGUCAGAGGCUCUUCACACCUUUUGCUUUGUGACACUUUUCAAUCUUCCAGAAGUUUGUCCUUUUCAUCGAGACGCUUGAAGACCCUUUGCAAAGAUGGCGGUCCUACGUGUGUCUUUGCUGUUGGGCUCCUUGAUCCUCCUUUUCUGUUGGACAACCACAUCUGCUCUGUCACAUGACCCCACCUUCAGCACCACCAACUCUCGACCCCCCACCAGAAUCAGGAGGGACCUGACCUACCUUACUCAAGAGAAAACAAAGGAAGUCAUGGACACUGGGAAAUCUGCGCUGGAGGCAUUCAAAUCUACAUUUGACGUUCUUCAGGAAACUAAAACAUUGUCAGGCAUAAUGGAGAAGAUCUCAAAGUUUUCUGGCUUGGUGCCAGGCAUCGGAGGCCUUAUGCUUUCCUUCGUCAGCAUGGUCUUGAUCUUCAUUCCUCAGGAGAGCCCCACAGACCAGCUGCAGGCUGAUCUGGAUGAGGUGAACAGGAAGCUGGACUCCCUCUCCAUCCAGAUCUCCAACCUGGCAACGGAUGUGGAAUGGCACAACUACGCUAGCGUCUACUCUCAGGACGAGGUCCGCAUCCUCAACGCCUGGAAGAAGUUAAAUGAGUUCCUUAAGAGCUCCAGGUUGCCACAGAGCAAUGAGACAAGGAUCCGUGUGGCCGAGAUGUUCACCACCUUCUAUGAGAACACGGCCACUGAAGGCAGCGUGGCCAGCCUCUACCACUACCUGACCGUCAGGGGCACGUCUCUCAGCAAGAACCUGCUCGACAUCCUGACCAGGAAGUUUAAAUGUGACUUUGAUGACGUGGCCAUGUACGCUUUCUAUUUCAACAGCCUGUUGUACAGGGGGAUGGUCCUCAACCAGUUCUACUGGAGUCUGAUGGGUUUUGACACGUCAGUCAAGGCAGCUGAACACACCUCAAUGAUGAAACAAGUUGUUAGUGCUGAGAAAAAAGCUCUGAACUACUGCCUGAACAACUACAAGGAGUACAUGAAGAGGGAUGUGGAGGAGAUCAGCAAAGCUCAGAGCUAUGGAAACAAAACACAAACCGCUUUUAAGAUCAAGAAUGCUUUGGACAAGAAGUACUUCUGGUACAACUGGGUGGUGGUGGUGUACGACACGAAGCAGUACUACCCUGACAAAACAGAUGGUUUCACUGUAAUCCCCAUGGAGAAGAUCACUGCUGCUGUGGGUUUCACCAACAAAACAAAAAUUAAGCCCUCCUGGAAUAUAGACAGUAUUUGCUAUGCUAAAGUGCCCUGCAGCAAUAACAGGGCAAUUGCAGGAGUGGGUAACUGCUAUGUAGAGCUUGAGUACACUGAUUAUGUCUUUAGAAACUUCAGUUAUAUCAAGAAAAAACUGUGGCAUGUCUCUUAUGAUCCAAACUCAGGCCAAGCUCCAAAACCCAAACUCAAGCGAGCCUGUCAGGAAUCAGGGGGCUCCCUCUCCUUUUAUUACUCAAUGGAAGAGCCAGUCUGCACUGGGGUUCCCUGUAUGAACGGUGGUACAUGUCAGAAAAUUCUGGAGUCCAACGACUGGAUGUGUGACUGUCCAGAUGGUUACUAUGGAGAAAGAUGUGAAAACAGUACAGUCAUCAGUCAGCCCCCCAGGUACCUCGUGCCUCACCCUGUGCCCGUCAUCAGCACCAUCGAAGGCAUGUUGAAAAACAUGCAGAGCACGUUGAAGAAUUCUCUUGAUCAGAUUUACUCCCUCCUGAAGCGGAGAGGCUGA